CCAUUGGGUAAGAGACCCAGGGGCGCAGCUAGCCAUGGAAACCAAAACCGAAAAACUCGUUUAUGUUUCAAUGAUUGUGUAAGAAGCGCUUCGUCUGAGUACUAUGGGUCAGCGGGGAGUGAAUUACGCAGAAGAUUUGUAUUCCACACAUUUUUUUGUAUAUAUUUUUUUACCCUAGCUAAAUACCUAGCUAGGCGAGAGGAUUGUAUUACCUAGCUUGUUAGCCAGUGAAUACACAGUGGUGGUAAACUUCGCAAAGAGUAACUGUUACGUUUGUAGCUAGUUAGCUCUUGCUAGCCAGCUACCUCCACUUUUGUGAUUUUCUUUCAUCGGGUGUAACUUAGGUUACCACCCGAUGGAAGCUGUUGCCUUGGAGCUUGAGGCUGCUAACACUGUGCAAUUUCUAUUUUUGUGGUUCGCACAAUAACAUUGGCUAGUUAGCUAACUAUCGAUCACAACAAAACUACCUUGUUACUCGCUUGCCUUUGUGGAUACAGGCCAUGGACUGAAUAACGCACACGAAUGGUGUCGUCUAGCUAGCUUGAUGGCUAACAGUCAUAUUGGAUAAUAUACAUUGGGUACAACUAAACAACACAAGACCUUGAAUAUGGAUUGUGUGUGUGUGAACUCAAGACCGCUUGUUAUUUGGAUCAUCAUGCAUUGGAUUGCUGGUCCCAUGUGCCAAAUUGGAUUAAAUAAACGUAGCUAAAGAAAACAACGGAAUUAUACACUGCAUUUUUUUUUUUUUUUACAUUUGCAUGUUACGGUGAACGGAGGCGAAAUACAAUGUCUACGGCGAAAGAGAACUCUUGCAGGAAAUUCCAGGCGAACAUUUUCAAUAAAAGUAAAUGUCAGAAUUGCUUCAAACCUCGGGAGUUGCAUCUCUUGACCGAUCAAGAUCUGAAUCAGGCCAAACCUAUUUAUGGCGGAUGGCUGUGCUUGGCCCCCGAGGGAACAGACUUUGGCAAUCCCAUGCAGAGAUCCCGGAAAUGGCAGCGGAGGUUCUUUGUGCUGUACGAACAUGGCUGCCUGCGCUUCGCCCUGGACGAAUCGUCGAGCACUCUUCCCCAGGGAACGGUGAAUAUGAACCUGUGUACUGACGUCAUCGACGCCGAGCCCAAGACGGGCCAGAAGAACGCUCUCUGUAUCAUCACUCCUGAGCAGGAGUACUUCAUACGAGGGGAGAACAAAGAGAUCAUCAAUGGAUGGACUGAACAGCUGGUGAUCUAUCCCAGGACUAACAAGCAGAACCAGAAGAAGAAACGCAAGGUGGAGCCCACCACUUCUCAGGAGCCAGGACCAGCAAAAGUGGCAGUGAAAGGAUCAGGUAUCCCCGAAGUGGGCUCAGAGAAGGUUCUAGACUCCAGCUCCAUCAUCUGGCAGGAGGAGCUGAGCCACAGAGAGGCUGAGGGGGUGGCCUUGUGGCCUGCGCCUGACCUCCCCAGGCUGGGCUCACCACAGCCCUCUAUAGGUGACUGUGGUUCCGUGGGCCGUGGCUCAGACGCUGGCUCAGUCAACGGUGACGAGGUGGACCGAAGUGGCCUCCACGGCUCGGUCCCCCUCGCCCACCACUACCUCCUGUCUCCCAUGGGCUCCUGCUCCAGCCUGGGCGGGGUGCCCCGCUGCUUCUCCCCGGUCCCCAGCGACCCCUUCCCCUCUGGCAGCUCCCUGCUGUCCAACGGCUCCCACAUCAGCGGCUCGGUCAGCUCGCUGGACUCUGAUGCAAGCGGCAACACGGUGGCCAGCACAGAGAGCCAUCUGGCAGGGCGGUUAGGGCUGGCCCAGGGAGGGCACCAUGAUACUCCACGGUCCAGGAGGCUGGAGGCCGAGGCCAGGAAGGCAGAGAAGAGGAGCAGAGUGAGGAGUCCUGGUGAGGAGAGAGAGGCCGUGUUCAGUCCUGAGAAGAGCCGAUCUGGGGUGAUAGAGAAGCUGGAGGCAUUGGAGCUGGAGAAUCCAGAGAGGAUGGAGGUAGAGGAGGCUGGGAGGACAGGAGCCAGGCAGGGCCGCAGCGAACACAGACGCUUCCACACAGAGGAGCAGAGACAUGACCUGGGCCAGGGCCUGGACUUCCCUUCCACUCUGCCCCCUCUCAGACGAGCCAAGUCCCUGGACCGUAGGACCACCGAGUCCGUCAUGACCCCAGACUUGCUGAACUUUAAGAAAGGUUGGAUGGUGAAGCUGGACGAGCAUGGACAAUGGAAGAAGUUUUGGUUCGUACUGACAGACCACAGCCUCCGAUACUACAAGGACUCCAUUGCUGAAGAGGCUUCAGAUCUGGACGGGGAGAUAGAACUGUCUACGUGUUAUAACGUCACUGAAUACCAGGCUCAACGCAACUACGGCUUCCAGAUACAUACCCAGGAGGGCAUGCACACCCUGUCGGCCAUGACUGCAGGCAUACGGAGGAACUGGAUCCAGGCUGUCAUGAAGAAUGUCAGACCCUCCACCGCUCCAGACGUGGCUAGCAACCACGGCUCCUUCUCCCCACUGGAGGGGCUGGUUCAGCCGGACGUGACCCAGGACUCCCCUUCCUCCGAGACCUCGUCCGUGGAGCGUGAGCCAGGUCCAGGCCUUAAGAAGAGUCGGGCACGCGAGCGCCGACAACAAGGCCGCUCAAAGACCUUCGACUGGGGCGAGUUCCGACCCAUUGCCCAGGCUUUGGCCCAGCAGCGGGCCCAGAAGGCUGAGCCCCUGCAGACUGACAUAGGAGACCCUGAUCGGAACCGGAGGAGGGAAGAACGACGGAGGAGGUAUGAAUCUGUUACUGGCUCCUCCAAGGACCAACCAGCAGGCUCCGAGGGCGGGAGGAUGGACUUUGAGAAGGGGGGAGGGAGUCAAGGCAGCCCUGGGGGUGAGUGCGUGGGUCCCCCCUCCCUGGAGAGGCAGCAGAAGGUGGAGGAGGAGAUCGAGCAGCACUGGCAGCAGGUGGAGCAGACACCCAUCAGGGAUGAGAGGAGGGUACUUCUGCCCUCGACACUGCAGACCAGGGAGACGGCCGAGCUGGAGAAACUGCUGGAGAGCUACAAGAAAGGGGUAGAAGAGCUGAAGCUGCAGUUGGAGAGCUGUCACCAGCAACUGCUGCACUCCAACCAGCACAAACAGAAUCUGGAGGUCCAGCUGAGGACGGCUCUGGAGAGAGAGCAGCACGUCCGUUCCGGAUACGUCUCCCAGCUGGAGCUCCCUUUGGUUCUGGAGGCUGAUAUCAAGCCCCAGACGAAGAGGCCGGAACUGGUUAGUUCUCAAGCGCAGAGCUUAGCAAGGAAGUAUCAGGAGACCAAAGAGCUCCUGCAGCUGCAAGAACUGAAAAAGCGUAAUAUGCAGGCACAGCUUGGCCUCUCGCUUUCCCACCUCUCCAUCAAGGAACUUUACUUUUCCCACCCCCAAACAACAGCCCCUCUGGAAAGCCUGCCUUCCUCAGAGCCGCCCGUCAAAAAGAAUGUUAGCUUUUUGAUCGAAGAUAGUGUAGACAGGAUUCAAGAGCUAGAGGACUUGAUAUCAGGAAAGUCCCUGACUCUGAAGGGACUGGUUAGAUUGCUACGAUCUCACAGUGAAUUCUGCGUGGAGGCUAGUCUGGAAAUAGGACAACAGGGUAGUUGCCAGAGGCUUUUGGAGAGCUGGAAGUUUCAACAAGAGGUAGACAACGAGUCCAUGAGGCAGAGCUUGGCCAGGGCGGGCGAAAGCAUCCACAGUUAUGAAUCGCGUCUCCUGGCCAUGGAGGACAUGCUAGGAAGGGUUCAGAAGGUGGAGAGCCGGAAGACCCCUUACGGACCACUGUGUCAAAUCGAAGACCACUCGGAAUGCCAAGAGAUCACUGUACGGGCGUUGUCCCACAGGGUUGAACUUCUAAAGAGCGAAAACGGAGCGCUGAACCAGCGCUAUCAGGAGAUAGUGAACCAACUAACUGAGGCAGAUAGGGAGAUCAACAGGCUCAAAGCUGAGCUGAUCAACCUGCAAGGCGGGAAACAGCACCUACUGAUCCUAGAAGAGCUGAACGGAGUCAGGGCCAGACUAGCAGAGAGCCAAGCCAAUGCUAUCGACAGGGAGUUCUAUGAGAGAGAGCUGAAUGAGAAGUCUGUGAAGCUUCAUGAGGCCCUUGUCACCUUGGAGGUGCUAGGAAGCAGCCUGAAGGAUGGAGAGAGGAGACUGCAGCUGAAAGAGGCCACUCUCAAAGGUCUGGGAUUCCAGAUGGCAGAGGAAGGUGCUCCUAAGGAGAAAGGGCAACUCAAAGAGCAGCUGGAGGCAACAGGGGCCAAGCUCUUGGAAAAGGAAGAGCUCUGUAGAGAACUUCAAGCUCAGAACGUUGAACUUCAAGCUAGAAACCAGGAAUCGGAGAGAGUCCAGUGUGUGAAACUUUUAGAGGCAGAGAAUGAGAUUAGGAUGUUGCGAGCAAAGUUGGGGGUAAAGGCAAAGUCGGCUAGGGGAGAAAGAGAAGUGAAUGUUAGUGAAGACUUGAUGCAGACCGGUGAGAGGAAGGUAGCAGACAAAAGUGUUAUAAAGCAAGUAGUAGGUGAGAUAAAGAUGAAGUCUGAGGCCCUUAGUCGGGUGUUAGAUGUGUUAGUGAAGCUCGAUGUUAGUGUGGAGAAAACCCUAAUUGAUCUGAAAAGCUCUUUACAUAUCACAGACUGCCUUGGAUUCUUUGAAGAAGAGCCAGAUGAAGUAAGUCAGAGAGUAAUGAAAAGGUUGGUAUUAGAGGCAGCGUUCUGGAGUGGUCUGUUGAACGCUUUAGAGGUUAGCCCAUGCAAGACUGAAGGUGAACGUGCAUGUAGUUUUGAAAUGCGUGUAGUACAGCGUACGGUAGCUGAGAAGAGCAUGUUGCUGUUGAUGAACAGGAUUUGUCCUCGACCCAAGAUGGAAGUUGAUAAUAAGAUGACUGUGACUGCACAGACCAUGCAAGCAGACCUUUUGAAUUGGUGCAGCUGGCUUGAUAAUGACACCAACACGCUCAUUUUGAAAGAUCUAACAGAGGCAUUGCAAGAGAAAGUGUAUUUGUUUAACCUAAUUGCCUCCACCAUUGAAAUGUCCACAAAUGACACCCUCCUGUCCUUGGUCCUAGCUAGCUUUGAUUCCGGAAAAGUUAAGAAACAAUGGUCUGAGUACCUUCAAGACGCAGCCACAGAAGCUCACAUGGCCUUUCUCAUCAGCAGGCUGAACUUCCAACACGAGAAAGAGCUGAAAGAAACACAGGUUGAGAAACUUCGGAUUGGCAACUCUGACUGUGCCAACUGCCUUCUAUUGAGAGAACAGAACGGAGAACUCCAAUCCAAAUUGUCGGAUCAACAGAAUCAUCUGCAAUGCCUUGAAAGCACUAUGAGUGAAGAUACUAGACCAGUAACACACAUCCAGAUCGAAGGGGAGCCCAUUGACUCCCUGGACAAGGCCAUACAGCUGCAAGACAUGGUAGCCAAGCACAAGCUGGAGCUGCGGGAGACCAAGGACGUCUACACACAGGUAACAGAAAAUCUGCGACAGGAGGUGGCAAAGGUGUCCGAGAUAUUGCGUCUAGAACGUGAAGAAAACGUGAAGGAGAUUGACUCUCUGACUGUCUGCAUGGAGAACCUGAAGAAGAAACACGAGACAGAGAUGAGUGUCCUACUGGAGAAGUUCCAUCAUCAGAUGGAUGUCACCCCAGGAGCAGGCUAUCCCACUGGGGCAGAGGAUGAAACGAUGUCCCCUGAGACCUCUACGACCUCCGCCCUCAAGGAGCGCAUCCAGGAGCUGGUGGCCCAGGUCUCGGCCAUGACAGAGGAGAUGAAGCGGAGGGAGCUCCAGGGCGACGCAGCUACCCUCCGGCUGAAAUACGACAAAGACCUGGAGAAUCUGAAGGCCACCUGUGAGAGGGGCUUUGCUGCCAUGGAGGAGUCCCACCAGAGGGUGAUUGAAGAACUGCAGAGGAAAAACCAGAGAGCACUGGAGAACCUACACGAGGAAAAGGAGAGGCUGCUAGCCGAGGAGACUGCCGCUACCAUAGCCGCAAUCGAGGCGAUGAAGAACGCCCACCGGUCGGAGCUGGAGAAGGAGCUGGACAAGGCCCGCAAGUCCAACAGCAACACGGAGAACGCAGACAUAGAGGAGAUAUGCAGGCAACACGAAGAGGAGCUGUGUUCGUUCCAGAGGGAGAUCGAGGUGCUGUCUGAGCAGUAUUCUCAGAAGUGCCUGGAGAACGCCCACCUGGCCCAAGCCCUGGAGGCUGAGAGACAGGCCCUUAGACAGUGUCAGAGGGAGAACCAGGAGCUCAACGCACACAACCAGGAGCUGAACAACCGUCUAGCUGCAGAGAUUACGAAGAUGCGUUCUAUGGCCGCUGAAGACGGGGGUGGAAACACCUGCAACAUCACACAUGGGAAGGAACUGUACGAGCUGGAGGUGAUGUUGAGGGUGAAGGAGUCGGAGGUCCAGUAUCUGAAACAGGAGAUCAACUCUCUGAAGGAUGAACUCCAGGCCGCCCAAAGAGAUAAGAAGUAUGCGACGGACAAGUACAAGGACAUCUACACAGAGCUGAGUAUCGUGAAGGCCAAAGCAGAGCGAGACCUUGGGAGGCUCAGAGAACAGCUGCAGCUGGCCCACGAGGCACUGGGGGAACCAUCACUGGAGGAGGUGGAGAGGGCAGGAGGAUACGAUAUCAUGAAGUCCAAAAGCAACCCUGACAUUCUCAAGAUGGCGGCUGCUGCCGCCAAACGCACCGAGCGCACCAUGAGGUCAAAGAGUCUUAAGGAAGGGCUCACUGCCGAGCAGCGACUCCACCUGUUUGACAAAGACACUAAGGAGUUCUGACAGCGUCGCCUGCGUCGCACCGCUCCAGCCACCUUGCAGCAUGUUUAGAAAGGCCACUAUAUUUUACCUCUGUAAAAUAUACCUGUACCUCUUAUUUAGGAACACACUGGUCACCACACACAUGUCAUGUGUGUAUAUAUAUAAAAUAAAAAACAUGGUGUGAAGAUUUGAAUUUUAUGUCUAGACUCAUUCCAUGCACUUCAGUUACUGUGACAUUUUUGGUUUUUGGUUUUCAUCGCCAUGAAACCGUACAGAGUAAAUACUCUGUAUGGUUUUUAAUGAGGCAUCUAUCAUGCCUACACUAACAAAGAUGGCCUGUAAACUACUGUUUGGACUCCUUACUCUGUGUUAAUAGCCGAAGGAAUAAGUGUGAUGUUGUAAAGGCUAAACACAACUGCAUAAUGAUGAUGAUGAUGGAAUAAUUACUUACAUAAGCAAAACCGUAGGAACAAUCCUGCCUUCAGGCCUGCGUGUUAUGCUAGGUGAGGUCAGUGUUCACAUGCUGUUUCCCUCUACCCCCUUAACAAGCUACGGAAAGAAAAUGUUUGCCUGCAUCAUUGUACAAGUAAACGAUCUGUUACGUUGGAUGUUGCUCCUUCAUUGCCUGGUGUGUUGACUUGUUAUAUGAUCAUUAUUAACAUCAUAGAAUGUUUUCUGAAACAGGACCAUUUUAAAAUGACCCCUGGAAGGCGACUGCUGAACGCAUACAGAACAAAUGGGAUUAGCUGAUUUAUAAUAUAAAUAUAUUUACAUUCUUCUCUCUAAUCGUAUUGGCACAGCUGUAUGGGAGGAUGAUUUGUUGUAGCCGGUUAUGUCUGUAGUCUUGUUCAGUGGCAGUCCCUUUGUAUUUAUUUAUGUGUUGUUUUUUUUUGUCUCGCAUACCAAUCCCUCUGUACUCUACUGUUGUAAAUAUACAGCCAAUGUAUACCAACUGACAACCGGUUUAUUAGCAAUAAAUAUUUUUGCACCCUG
Salmo salar (Atlantic salmon) is the source of this 7743-nucleotide messenger RNA. RefSeq names its product myosin phosphatase Rho-interacting protein. Gene Ontology annotation, cellular component: actin cytoskeleton. Gene Ontology annotation, molecular function: actin filament binding. NCBI's taxonomy places the organism in Eukaryota, Metazoa, Chordata, Actinopteri, Salmoniformes, Salmonidae. The record is from RefSeq and is a predicted model, not a curated record.